Bombyx mori (domestic silkworm) is the source of this 903-nucleotide messenger RNA. RefSeq names its product craniofacial development protein 2-like. Gene Ontology annotation, biological process: chromatin remodeling. The transcript has a single exon. Gene Ontology annotation, molecular function: catalytic activity. Gene Ontology annotation, cellular component: nucleus. The record is from RefSeq and is a predicted model, not a curated record. Lineage: Eukaryota; Metazoa; Arthropoda; Insecta; Lepidoptera; Bombycidae. The coding region runs from base 1 to 903 and encodes 300 amino acids.
AUGGGAUGCAAUAUUGAAGAACAUGAAGAUUAUAUCUUCUGCUACAAAGGAGAAACGCCAGGCUUGUAUGGUGUGGGCUUCUUAGUUAAGAAAGAGCAUAAAAACAAGAUACUAAGCUUCUCAGGCCUAUCCGAACGCGUGGCUAUGCUGCAGAUUAAAUGUAACAAUACGACACUGUCAAUAAUACAAGCCUACGCCCCUACAGAGAGAGCACCAGAGGAGGAUAUCAACCUAUUCUACGAAACUCUAGAAACAGCGCUAAGCCAGGCAGGCAGACAUGUUCUUCUUAUCGGCGACUUUAACGCUCAGGUAGGUCAGACAAGCACGAACGAUAGUAUAGUCAUGGGAAAAUUCGGAUACGGAAAACGAAGCGAGAGAGGGGAAAGGCUUGUGCAAUAUGCCUUGGAAAACAAACUAUCGAUCAUGAAUACAUUUUUUAAAGCCAGGAAAAAUCGUAAAUGGACAUGGCUGUCUCCCGAUGAACAUACUAAAAAUCAAGUAGAUUUUAUUCUAUCGAACGAACCAAAAAAGAUAAGGAAGUUAGAUGUUCUCAACGCCUUAGGAUUUAGAUCAGACCAUCGCCUAGUCAGAGUUACAUACAUGCUAAAAAAAGAAAAGGAAAGCAGAACAACAUUUAAAUCACAACCUAAGCCCCUCAAAACAGAAGAAGAUAUUAGCUGCUAUUUGCAGAACUUAAAACAAAACAUACAAGAAUUGAACACACAAAACGACGAACACGACGUACAAACAUACUACAAUACAUUAGAAAAUGUUAUUAAUAAGAGCAUGCUAUCAAAAAAGAAGGAGCCAAAAGUAGAUACUGUUGGAAAAAUUCUCAGUAAACAUACACUGGAUAUGCUCAGAAAACGAACAGAACUAGUACAAAAAAAAACCAAAAACUGA